Alnus glutinosa is the source of this 712-nucleotide messenger RNA. RefSeq lists its product as uncharacterized. The record is from RefSeq and is a predicted model, not a curated record. NCBI's taxonomy places the organism in Eukaryota, Viridiplantae, Streptophyta, Magnoliopsida, Fagales, Betulaceae. The coding region runs from base 175 to 582 and encodes 135 amino acids. The transcript has 2 exons.
CACACCAAAAGUAGCUCACAAAAAUAAAAAUAAAAAUAGAUCCUUUUUUCUUUUUUUAAGAAAUGGGUACCUGAUUUUUGAAGGCGAAAACAGCUCCAUGAUCUCUCCAUUCAAAAUCGGCCGGAAGAUCUUCGGUCGGCAAGAUCGGGUAAGGUCCAAGAACUGGGUCACUCAAUGGGUCACCAACGGGUCCAUCUUCUGGUGCCUACACGCUCGUCGCAAGUUCACCUUGAACACUGGAAACCUGAGCUCGUUUUCCUCCUGCAACCCGCACAACUUGUCGUACCUCCGUUUGAACAGCUUGAAGUGCCAGUGCUCUGUUUAGGCUGGCAGGGUGGUGCAGUGGUGACAUUCGGCAGAGGAGGCAGCUGUAGUUGGCUUGUUCAAAGGCUGAUGGGGCAACACUUAAAUCAAGGAUUUGAGCUGGGCCUCCAUUCCAGUAGAUCUAUUCGAGCAACCCCCAUUCCCUUGGGCCAUAGGUGUGAUCCAACGGGAAUGGGAAGAAAAGAUCCAACCCAAUUUGUACGGGAGGAAACUAUAUCUACCUCUUUUGGGGAAGCAACGAGACAGUAUGGAGGAUGACAAAUAUGCCCUGCUUGAUUGAUAGGCGCAUUUGAUGAAAAAAUUGUUCAAUUUGAAGACGAUAGAAGGUAGAUGCCACCGACGACAAUAGCUAAUAUUUUUACUUAAUUUAGAGACGAAUUUAUGGGAA